GUCUCUUUCGUUUAACACUUUCAUGCAACAAUCAAACUGACAUUUCUCCCUCAAAUAAAACAAAAACAAAAAAAUAAAAAAAAUAAAAAAACAAAAAAACCAAAAACAUGGCUUUUCUUCAAGCAACCAAAACCUGCAUAUUUGUUUUUGCUUCUAUCGUUUGUUUCUGCCUUGUUUCUCCUUCAUUAGCAGAGCUUCCACAUUUCGAGCAACCUCUAAAACCCGACGGCUCUCUUAGUUUCUUGGUUAUCGGAGACUGGGGAAGAAAAGGAGACUAUAACCAAUCUGAAGUUGCUGUACAGAUGGGAAUAAUCGGAGAAGAACUGAACAUAGACUUUGUCGUCUCUACUGGAGAUAAUUUUUAUGAAUAUGGAUUAACAGGAGUUAAUGAUCCAUCCUUUUACGAGUCAUUUACUAAUAUCUACACUGCUCCAAGCUUGCAAAAGCAAUGGUAUAGCGUCCAAGUUCGUUACGCCAAGGAUACAGAUGGGUUUGUUCUGAGGUCUUUUAUUGUCAAUGCAGAAAUUGUUGAAUUUUUCUUUGUGGACACAACUCCAUUUAUCAAUGACUACUUUGAUAAACCUGACCACACCUAUGACUGGAGAGGUGUUCUUCCUAGAGAGGAUUAUCUUGCCAAUUUGUUGGAGGAUUUGGAUGCAGCACUGCAAAUUUCCAAUGCAAAAUGGAAAAUUGUUGUUGGUCAUCAUGCCAUCUUAAGUGCAGGACAUCACGGGCUCACAAAAGACCUCAUCGAACGACUUGUUCCAAUCCUAGAGGAACAUAAUGUUGACAUUUACAUGAACGGUCAUGAUCAUUGCUUGCAACAUAUCGCUAGAAAUGACAGCAAAAUUCAAUUCCUAACAAGUGGAGGUGGUUCAAAGGCCUGGAGAGGCGAUAUAAGGGAGUGGAAUCCUGAGGAAUUGAAAUUAUAUCACGAUGGCCAAGGUUUUAUGUCUGUGCAAAUGACUGGCACUAAAGCUAAUUUCGUAUUCUACGAUGUUGUCGGCACUGUUUUGCAUCAAUUCAGCCUCUCCAAAGAGGAUCACUCUGCUAUGUAGAGAGAUGAGAAUUUACUACAGCUAGGAGGAGGAUGUUCAGCAUCUCCAUUUACGAGUAAAUAUGCAGGGUAGAUUUCAAAAAUAAAAAAUGAGAAUCUGUAAUUAGUUCACAAAAAAUAGGCGAAUCUACAUAUUACAGGAUUCUAUGCUUGUAUUUUUUAAAAAAAUGAUUUUAAUAUUUCAAAUAAGUUGUAUUUAAUUAAAGAUGUCCAAUGAAUUUAUCUUCUUUUUA
Jatropha curcas is the source of this 1290-nucleotide messenger RNA. The record is from RefSeq and is a predicted model, not a curated record. NCBI's taxonomy places the organism in Eukaryota, Viridiplantae, Streptophyta, Magnoliopsida, Malpighiales, Euphorbiaceae.